AUGAGAAGACGAUAUAGUCACAAUAAACCAAUAGAGCCAAUUCAAAUUCAAAAUCGGUUUUCUUAUAGCAAACCUAAUGAGACAACAGAUUCUGAUGAGAGAGUUGCAAUUCGUUCGCCUGUACGUUCACCUGAUAAUGAUAACGAUGACAUGGACUUUCA
Molecule: messenger RNA, 161 nt
Organism: Rhizophagus irregularis DAOM 181602=DAOM 197198
Lineage: Eukaryota; Fungi; Glomeromycota; Glomeromycetes; Glomerales; Glomeraceae
Source: RefSeq, a predicted model, not a curated record